CGAGAAGCGAAGGGUGAAGAUGAAGGGGCGUAAAGCACUUCAUUAGCGGUGCAUUGACAUUUUGUGUCGAAGCUCUCUCACCCCACAUCGCCAGCUGGUCUCUCUGUUUCUCGUCCUUCUCCUUGAGCCCUUGGAGUCUCUACUCGAAUAUAUCAUUGCUUUUUGUUUCCAGAGCAAUUGCUUCAUCUUGCACAACUACUCUUCUACCCGAGUCCUUUGCAACAAUCAGCAUUGACUUGUUUUAUAGAUUGCAUUUCGCAGUUGCAGUCACCCCACCGCCCGAGUUUCCCUAUCUCCGCUAUCUAUCGUCAACAAUUCAAUCAUGGCUCUUAUGGAAGCUAAGGUCAAGAGUGUGCUCUCUGGCGACACACUUGUUCUACACAACAUCAAGAAUCCUUCUCAAGAACGUACCCUGAGCUUGGCUUUUGUCAGUGCUCCCAGGAUACGCAGAGAAGGCGACGAACCUGGUGCUUUCGAGUCCAGAGACUUUGUCCGCAAGCUCUGUGUCGGCAAGGUCGUCCGUUUCAGCGUCCUCUACAACGUCCCUACGCCUUCACCUCGCGACUACGGUGUCAUUAUCCUGCAAAGCGGAAAGCAUCUACUCGAUCUUGUCGUACGCGAGGGUUUGGUCAAGCUCAGAGAUGACGCCGGAAAGAAGGAGGACACACCACAAGGCACCGAGCUGCUCGAGAGGUUGCAAGCUCUUGAAAGCCACGCCAAGGUCGAUGAGAAGGGCCUCUGGAAUCCCAGCCAACAACACAUUGACAACGUCCACGACCUUUCCGACCCUCGAGCAUUCUCCGAGGCUUACAAAGGCCAACCCAUUGAUGCCAUCGUCGAGCGUGUCAUCAGUGCUGACCGUUAUAUCUGCCGUCUGUUGGUGGAGCCCACAAAGCACACCCAGACUGUCAUCCUGCUCGCUGGUGUCCGCGCUCCUGCCACCAAGCGCAUCAAUCCAUCAGAUCAAUCAGAGCAAGCUGCAGAGCCGUUCGGUGCCGAAGCUCACCACUUCGUCGAGGAGAGACUCCUGCAGCGUGGUGUUCAAGUCCGCAUCCUUGGUCUCUCUCCCAACAACCUCUUGGUCGGAGAAGUCAGACAUCCAAUGGGUAGCAUCGCUGAAUUCCUCCUGAAGGCUGGUCUCGCUCGCUGCACCGAUCAUCACUCAACAUGGCUUGGUCCUGAAAUGGCCAAGUUGAGACAGGCCGAACGUCACGCCCGGGAUAACAAGCUGGGUCUGUUCGAGGGCCACGUCUCGCAAAGGUCGGCCGGUACAGGCCAGAUCGAAGCCACUGUCAGUCGCGUCUUCUCUGCCGAUACACUCUACCUGCGAAACAAGGCCGGUGCCGAAAAGCGUGUCAACCUCAGCAGUGUCAGGCAGCCUAAGCCAUCGGAUCCCAAGCAGUCACCGUUUGGCGCCGAGGCCAAGGAGUUCCUACGUAAGCGUCUGAUCGGAAAGCACGUCAAGGUCACCAUCGAUGGCAAGAGACCAGCCACCGAAGGCUUCGAUGAGCGCGAGAUGGCCACCGUCACUAUGAACGAUGAGAAUGUGGGUCUUCAGCUUGUUGAACAAGGUUACGCCUCGGUAAUUAGACACCGUAUGGACGACACUGACCGCUCGCCUAUCUACGACGAGCUUCUGACUGCCGAGGAAGCAGCACAAAGUGCUGGAAAGGGCAUGUGGAACCCUAAGCCUCCCAAGAAGACUGAAUACGUCGACUACAGCGCCUCUGUUGACCAGGCUAAGCGACAACUUACUCUCCUGUCUCGCCAAAGAAAGGUCCCCGCUGUUGUUGACUUCGUCAAGAGCGGAAGCAGAUUCACUGUCUUGGUGCCUCGCGAGAACGCUAAACUUACUUUCGUCCUGUCUGGCAUCACCGCACCUCGCUCAGCUCGCAACCCUUCCGAGAAGGGCGAACCUUUUGGUCAGGAAGCACACGAGUUUGCAAACAGAAGGUGUCAGCAGCGUGACGUCGAGAUUGAUGUUGAAGGCACCGAUAAGGUCGGAGGCUUCAUUGGUCAGCUAUACGUCAACCGUGAGAGCUUUGCGAAGCUUCUGGUCGAGGAGGGCCUUGCUUCAGUCCAUGCCUACAGCGCAGAGAAGUCUGGUAACGCAGGUGAGCUCUUCGCUGCUGAGCAAAGGGCAAAGGAGGCCCGACGUGGAAUGUGGCACGACUGGGACCCUUCGAAGGACGCUGUUGAGAACGGCGAAGAGUACGAUGCUUCUGCAGGCGCCGUUGGCCUGAACGGCGAUGCUCCCGUCGAGCGCCGCAAGGACUACCGUGACGUUGUCGUGACUAACGUCGACCCUACCAAUGGACGCAUCAAGAUCCAAGAAGUCGGAACUGGCACAGCUGCCUUGACCGAUCUCAUGAACUCAUUCCGCUCCUUCCAUAUCUCGUCCUCCGCAAACAAGCCUCUCGAACAAGCUCCCAAGGCCGGUGACUUUGUCUCUGCCAGAUUCAGCGAAGACAAUGAGUGGUACCGCGCCCGCAUUCGCCGCAACGACCGCGAGAACAAGACCGCCGAGGUCGUCUACAUUGAUUACGGUAACAGCGAAAACAUUCCCUGGUCGCGCCUCCGCUCUCUCGAUCCGACUCGCUUCGGUAUCCAGAAGCUCCGCGCACAAGCCCUCGACGCCGCCUUCUCCUUCCUACAAUUCCCCACCGCCCCUGAAUACCUCCGCGAGGCCGUCAACAUCAUCAGCGACUCCACAGCCGACCGCCAAUUGGUUGCCAACGUCGACUACGUUGAUUCUCGCGAGGGUACACUUUACGUCACGCUGUUCGAUCCUAAGCAGAGUGACAGCUUGAACGAGAGCGUCAACGCCGACAUUAUCAGUGAAGGUUUCGCCAUGGUUCCCAAGAAGCUCAAGGCUUGGGAGAGAAGCGCUGGAGACAUUAUCGCUGACCUUCAAUCUCGCGAGAUUGAGGCAAAGACCGAGAGACGUGGUCAAUGGGAGUACGGUGAUUUGACCGAGGAUUAGAUGUUUCUCUUUUCUUUCUCUUCACAUCUCAGAGUUCAGGUUUAGAAAAAUUAUCUCUUGCACUUUCGGUCUUUGGUUAAUGAAAGG
This is a messenger RNA of Aureobasidium subglaciale EXF-2481, 3070 nucleotides long. RefSeq lists its product as uncharacterized. The coding region runs from base 323 to 2983 and encodes 886 amino acids. Lineage: Eukaryota; Fungi; Ascomycota; Dothideomycetes; Dothideales; Saccotheciaceae. The transcript has 3 exons. Gene Ontology annotation, molecular function: RNA binding; nuclease activity. Gene Ontology annotation, cellular component: nucleus; RISC complex; cytosol. Gene Ontology annotation, biological process: regulatory ncRNA-mediated gene silencing; mRNA catabolic process. The record is from RefSeq and is a predicted model, not a curated record.